CAUUUCGAUUUACGCUUAAGUUUGGCAAAUACACUUUGAGCUUUCGACUUUAAUGCGAAUAUUACGAAAAUAAUAAUUUAUGCGAUAUUGUUUAUAGAGUGCAAAAAAAUUAAAUAAGAAUGAAGACGGUAAUCUUCAUUGUGUUGGCACUUCAACAUGUGCUUGCGUAUCACGACCCUGAUCUGAACUAUCACCUGAGUCAGGUACAGAAAGUAUCUAAUUGCGAUAAUGGUUACUCAUACGCUGCGCCGUCGGUGCAGCUCACCACAACCGGCAUCAAAACGAUCUCAGCACCUGCUGCCAACUUAAUUUCACAACCGAUCGUCGCCGCACCCGCGUACCAGUACUCUGGCGCCUCAGGCUACUCGUCAAGUGGAAGCUCAGGCUACUCGGCUGGAGGCAGUGCAGCAUAUUCUACUGGCAUAACAUACCAGUCUGCAGCUCCUCAAAUUACAUACGCAGCACAACCAUCUGCCUCGUAUCAAUCUUCAUCAUCCAACUACAACAACUACGCUUCACAAGGAUACACCACUAAAGAAUUUCACGGUUACACGACGUCUGCUGGUCUGUCAUCAGCUGCUUCAAGUGGCAAAAGUGUACGACCACUCGCCACAUACGCCCAAGCACCGAUACUCGCCAAAGUGACCGCGGCUCCACUUAUCGCCAAGUUCUCGAUAGCUCCUGCUAAGACUUCUUAUGUGACACAAAACUUGAUAGCUCAACAAGCUUAUUCCACUGGAUCAGCAGCAAAGGCAUCCCUCAACUCCUACAGCAGCAUCCAAACAGGAGGACCGGUCGUCUCACAAGUGUAUGCCGCUCCAUCUGCAGGAUACGCAACAUCGCCCGCUUUGAGAGUGCAGCAACCACAAACCUUUGGACAGACACAGUACUCGGCCGUCUCAGCACCGUCUGUCGCUCAGUAUGCUCAAUACAGUCAAGUUCCGGUGGCGGCACCGGGUGCUCACUUCGUUCCAGCAGUGUCACAGUACUCCACAUCUUCUGUGUCCCACGCGUCUGCGCCAUCUUCGAACUACUUCACACCAGCCGUAUCCCAACAUUCUGGUGCAUCAAUCAGUCAGCAGUACUCUGCACCGGUAGUGACGCAACAUUCUGCGCAGUACGCGACUCCGGUAGUGGCUCAGUAUUCAGCUCCUGCGCAAUAUUCAGUUCAACAGUCUGCUCCUGCUGUGGUGCAGCAUUCGGCGCCUGUGGUUGCUCAGUACUCCGCGCCGGCCGUGGCGUCAGUGAGUCAGUACGCGAGUGCUCCCGUGGGUGUGGCGCAUGUGUCCUCGCCGGCCUACGCCGCGGUGGCCGCGCCCGCUGUUGCGAAGGUCGCGGCAGCACCCCUCGUCAAGAAUGUUCACACAGAAUUCUUGGAAAAUUAUGACGCCCACCCGCGGUAUGCUUUCGAAUACAGUGUCAAUGACCCUCACACCGGUGACAUAAAGCAACAGAAAGAAGAAAGAGACGGCGAAGUCGUUAAAGGUCAGUAUUCUCUGGUUGAGCCGGACGGGUCCGUGCGGACGGUGAACUACGUCGCCGACUGGGAGACUGGCUUCCAUGCCGACGUACGCAACAGCAAAGACAAUCAACAUUAGAAGUAUCUACGAACAAAAUUCGGAAAGGCACCACGGCUGGUUCGAAUGCUUGCCUUAUUUGGUCUGACCACCUGUUAAAGCCUAAAUUAGGUCCUGAUCUAAACGGUCUUAGCUUAUGAUUGUAAAUAAAUUAGUGAAACGAAUCGAAUUGGAUAAGGACGGAAGUCGAUAGCCUUGUUAGGUCAGGCAUGUGUGCAAAAAAUGUGAUUUAUGUCAGUCGAAGGAUAUUCAGCUGAUAUUUGCUAGAUUUUUACAUUUGUAAGUAAAAUAUUAUCAUAAAUGUUUAAUUAUUAGGUAUCACGCAUACUCGUUUAAUUAUGUAUCCAAAUAUACGUAAGAUAUACACAAAUGUGAAAUCAUGUUAUGGGCUUUUAGUAGGUAGGCCCACCUUCGUCUACCACUUUCGACAUGAGCUAUUUACUUAAAUUUGAUCCGAAGGUUGAAGACAUUAACUAAUAGUGCCAUCAAAAUCCAUUCAGUAGUUUUAAGAUAUACAUAUCGCACUUUUCUUUAAACUGGUGCUACCUUGAAUGUAAACCUUUUACU
Messenger RNA from Helicoverpa zea (corn earworm), 2144 nucleotides. RefSeq names its product signaling mucin HKR1-like (gene CPR79). Gene Ontology annotation, cellular component: extracellular matrix. The transcript has 5 exons. NCBI's taxonomy places the organism in Eukaryota, Metazoa, Arthropoda, Insecta, Lepidoptera, Noctuidae. Bases 120 to 1598 code for a protein of 492 amino acids. The record is from RefSeq and is a predicted model, not a curated record.